Molecule: messenger RNA, 1653 nt
Organism: Gorilla gorilla gorilla (western lowland gorilla)
Lineage: Eukaryota; Metazoa; Chordata; Mammalia; Primates; Hominidae
Gene: CARD19
Product: caspase recruitment domain family member 19
Exons: 3
Coding region: 199-885 (228 amino acids)
Cellular component (GO): mitochondrion
Source: RefSeq, a predicted model, not a curated record
CUCGUCGAAGGGCGGGGUUUAGAGUCCCCGAGGCUACACAGCCAAAGCCGGGGGGCUGGCCUAGCCAAAAGGGGCGGGCGAGCACGGCCCGCGGGCGGCGUUCGCUGGAGCUGGUGGACCGGGCGGCUGGCUGACCGAGGGGCGGACGCGCGGCGGGGCAGACCGCUGGGGACUGCGGGCGGCGCUGUGUCCGUCGCCAUGACAGAUCAGACCUAUUGUGACCGCCUGGUGCAGGACACACCUUUCCUGACAGGCCACGGGCGCUUGAGUGAGCAGCAGGUGGACAGGAUCAUCCUCCAGCUGAACCGUUACUACCCACAGAUCCUUACCAACAAGGAGGCGGAAAAGUUCCGGAACCCCAAGGCAUCCUUGCGUGUGCGGCUCUGUGACCUCCUGAGCCACCUGCAGCGGAGCGGUGAGCGGGACUGCCAGGAGUUCUACCGAGCCCUGUAUAUCCAUGCCCAGCCCCUGCACAGCCGCCUGCCCAGCCGCCACGCUCUGCGUAAGUUCCACAUCACCAACCAUGCAUGCUUGGUGCUGGCCCGGGGAGGGCACCCCAGCCUGCCGUUGAUGGCAUGGAUGUCCUCCAUGACCACCCAAGUCUGCUGCAGCCCAGGCCUGGCAUCCCCUCUCGCCUCAGCCCCUCCCCAGAGGCCACCCUCUGGCCCCGAGGGGAGAGUGUGGCAGGCACAGGCAGUGCAGAUGUUGGUCUCUGUCUCCCACUUUCUCCCCCUUCCUCCGUCUCUCUCUCAUGGCAGUUUUCACACAGCAUGGGGCAUCUUGUACGUCCACUCUUGCCCUUCCUUUUCUAACCUCAUUCCACGGGGAUCCCUUCACGUCUGUGUGGACAGCAGCCUUAUUCCCACAGCUGCAUGGCGCUCCUAGGCGGUCCCAGCUGGAAUUACCCAACCCCAUGACGGACCCUUUCAUUGCAGCGAUCUGCACACGUGUGGGUGUUUCCAUAGGGCAUUGUCAGGCACGGAUGGCUGGUCCGAAGCACGUGCAUUUCAGUUUUGAGGCUCCUGUCCUCAGGCAGUGUGGACUCAGGCCCUGGGAGUCAUGUGGAUGCCAGUAGCCUGGGCCCACAGAGCUGCCGGGACGUGGGGGGCAUAUCAAGUUGAAGAUGGCAACUCUGAUCUGACGCCUCUGGGCUCAGGGCCCCUGGAGGAGGGGCUACUGCCCCUUGCCCUUAGACAACAGGACCAGAGACCAGAGGGACUGGGCGGCUUGUCCCAGGCUACUGGGCUGUGGUCUCUGACCCCCUGGAGGCCUCCCCACGCCUCACAGAACACAGUGCAGACGGUGGGCGGGGAGAGCUCGAGGGGAGGCCCAGCCCUGCAGGUGGGACUGGCUCUCCCUCUCCAGCCACGAGUAUGCCACAGGGGGCUUUCAAAACCAGGCAGGGCCAAGCCUUGGCCCCACUGGAGGUAGAGCACCUUCUGUGGCUCCCGGGUGCCUUUAGGCCCGUCCAGGAGUUGGACCAGAGGAGAAGACCCAGACUGUGCAUAGUUCCCUGAGGAGGGCUAGCCUCAGGUGCCACAGCCUGGUUCGGCCUGGCGGCCCCAGGAGGCAGCAGCAACCUUGGGCUUCCUGCGGGGUGACUACCUUGUUCUCCGGCCCUGCCCGUUGACUAACUAUGCUCUGUGGUUUUGU